AUGGGUGAACCGGAUCCGGAUAUUGAUCCAGCAUUCACAAUCAUAUCAAAAACGAAACCAGGUUUAUUUAUCUGGCGCGUUGAGAAUUUUAAGUUAGUUGCUGUACCAAGAGAAUCCUAUGGUAUUUUUUUUAAAGGCGAUGCCUAUGUUAUUUAUCAUGCUGAAGAAGUGAAAAAAUCAUCUAUUAAUAUUCAUAUUCAUUUUUGGAUUGGUCUUGAAUCAACUCAAGAUGAAGCAGGUGUGGCUGCGUAUAAAACCGUUGAAUUAGACGAUUAUUUAUUGGGUACUGCUGUUCAACAUCGUGAAGUUCAAGGAAAUGAAUCUGAACGUUUUUUAUCUUAUUUUAAAUUUCGUGGUGGUUUAACAUAUCGUACAGGUGGAAUUGCAAGUGGUUUUACUCGUUAUGAAAAAAGUAUUGAACCACGUUUAUAUCGUUUAAAAGGUCGACAUAAUGUUCGUCUAAAUGAAAUGUCAACAAUUGAUUGGUCACAAAUGAAUCGUUCAGAUGUAUUUUUAAUCGAUUUAUACGAUGUUAUUUAUCAAUGGAAUGGACAUAAAUCAAAUAAAUAUGAACGAUUACAAGCGAUGCAACGUGCAAAACAAUUGAGAGAUGAACGAAUAAAUUCAACAAAAAUAAAUAUUGUUAUUGUUGAAGAUGGUGAAGAAUCAAAAAUGAGCAAAGAUGAAUUAAAAUUAUUUGAAACAAAACUACCGUUAAAAGAAAAAAAUUUAAAAUUAGAUCAACAUGUAAAUAAUGGUAAUAGAGAACAACAUGAAAAUGACGAUGAUGAUGAUUUGAAAACAGAACGAGCAGAUGCUGCUCAUAUUAAAUUAUACAGAUGUUCAGAUGAAAGUGGUACAUUAAAAGUCACAGAAAAGAAAGCCGGACCUUUAGUCAAGAACGAUCUGGAUAGUGAGGAUGCGUACAUUGUGGAUAACGGACCGAAUGGCAUAUGGGUUUGGGUUGGAAAAAGAUCCAAUCCAAAAGAACGACGAGAAGCAAUGAGAAACGCAUUGGGCUUUUUACAAAAGAAAGGUUAUCCAAAACAAACAAAAGUAACACGAGUUAUUGAUAAUGGUGAACCCGUUGAAUUUAUUGCUUUGUUUAAAACAUGGUCGGAUCCAAAUCAACAAAAAGGUCUUGGAAAAGUGUAUACACAAGGACACAUAGCUAAAAUUGUUUCAACUCAAUUUGAUGCCAGUACAAUGCAUUCAAAUCCACAAAUGGCAGCUGCAACACAAAUGCCCGAUGAUGGUAGAGGAGAGAAAGAAAUAUAUCGUAUAGAAGAUUUUAAAAUGGUUCCAUAUCCUAAAAAUAUGUACGGUACAUUUUUUUCUGGUGAUUCAUUUGUUAUACAAUAUACAUACAAACAUGAUAUGAGAAGUUAUACACUAAUCUAUUAUUGGCUGGGUCGACAUUCUACGCAAGAUGAACAAGGAGCAGCUGCCAUUAGUGCAAUUGAAUUAGAUAAAAAAAUGGAUGGAGCAGCAACAAUAAUUAGAGUUGUACAAGAUAAAGAACCGAUACAUUUUAUGGCCAUGUUCCAGGGUCAUAUGAUUGUGUUCAAAAAUGGUAAACGGAGCGGAUUUCGAAAUAUACAAGACGACAAUGAGAACAUCGAUAACACCUAUCUAUUAGAAGUUCGGGGAUUACAUCAAUACGGUACAAAAGCUGUACAGGUUGAUUUACGUGCAUCAUCGUUGAAUUCGAAUGAUUGUUUUGUUUUAUUUACAAAGUCAAAUGUAUACAUUUGGUGUGGGAAAGGUUCAACUGGAGAUGAAAGAGAAAUGGCAAAAAUUGUAGCUAGUUCGCGAACAAAUCAAGAGAAAGAUGAUUUUUGGAGUUAUUUUAACGGUGGUAAAGAUGUAUAUGCGUCGGAUAAACGUUUACAACACUCUGAAUUAGUUGAUAAUCAUCCUAUUCGAUUGUACGAAAUAUCAAAUGCGAGUGGAAAAACAACAGCAGUUGAAAUACCAAAUUUUACUCAGGUAUGUUUCAUUAUUAUUGGGUAAUAGUAAAACAUGAAGACACCCACAGACAGCCACAGACAGCUGCACAGACAGCACACAUACAACCACAGACAGCCACAGACAGCUGCACAGACAGCACACAUACAACCACAGACAGCCACAGACAGCUACACAGACAUCCAUGGAUGUCUGUGUAUGGAUGUCUGUGUUUGGA
Didymodactylos carnosus is the source of this 2185-nucleotide messenger RNA. NCBI's taxonomy places the organism in Eukaryota, Metazoa, Rotifera, Eurotatoria, Philodinida, Philodinidae. The record is from the annotation of a GenBank genome assembly.